Molecule: messenger RNA, 4059 nt
Organism: Myiozetetes cayanensis
Lineage: Eukaryota; Metazoa; Chordata; Aves; Passeriformes; Tyrannidae
Gene: MICU2
Product: mitochondrial calcium uptake 2
Exons: 12
Coding region: 62-1276 (404 amino acids)
Biological process (GO): calcium import into the mitochondrion; mitochondrial calcium ion homeostasis
Cellular component (GO): uniplex complex
Molecular function (GO): calcium ion binding
Source: RefSeq, a predicted model, not a curated record
GGCGUGGAGAGCGGCGCUGUCGGCGGGGGCCCGCGCCCCGCUGCGGGGGCGGCUCGCCGGGAUGCGGCCCCCGCGGGGACAGCGCCGCCCGCCCGCCCGCGGGGCCGCCCUCCUGCUCGGGGGAGGCUGCCUGGCGGCGUGCUACAGCCUGCGGUCGCGUGUGAUCCCGGCGGUCCUGGCUCAGAAGGAGGAUGUCAUUCAUGCAGAAAUGGAUGAAAGACUGUCUCUUCGAAAGCACCGCUUCAUGCAUUUUGCAUCACUGGAAUAUGAAGGAGAAUAUUACAUGACACCGAGAGAUUUCUUGUUCUCAGUAAUGUUUGAUCAAGUUGAACGCAAAGCCUCAGCCAAGAAACUGACAAAAAAGGAGGUAGAUGCUGCACUGCUGUAUGUUGCCAAAGCUAAACCAGGACCGACCUUUUUUAGAGACCUUGGUGAUAAAGGGUUGAUAUCUUAUGUAGAGUACCUAUUUUUGCUGACGAUCCUUACGAAACCCCAGACUGGACUUCAGAUUGCCUUUAAAAUGUUGGAUACAGAUGGCAAUGAGCGAGUUGAAAAGAAAGAAUUCUUUAAGCUACAGAAAAUCAUUGGGAAGGAAGACGACUUGAAAGCAGCUGGAGAUGAAACAGUACUUCAGGAAACAGAACUGGAAGACUCUGGUGUUAAUACUAUGCUGCUGGUACAUUUCUUUGGAAAGGAAGGAAAGCAAAAACUUCGCUAUUCUGAGUUUUUCAGGUUCAUGGAAAAUCUGCAAACGGAAGUCCAAGAAAUGGAAUUCAUAAAGUUUUCAAAGGGUUUGAACGUCAUGAGGAAAGAAGACUUUGCGGCAUGGUUGCUGUACUUCACUGAUGAGGACAACAAUGAAAUUUACUGGCAGAAUGUGAAAGACAGAAUUGAGGCGGGAGAGAACAUCAGCUUGGAAGAAUUCAAGACUUUCUGCAAGUUUACGAAUAACCUGGAAGACUUUUCCAUCGCCAUGCAGAUGUUUACUGUAGCAAAUCGUCCUGUGAAACGGGCUGAGUUCAAGAGAGCAGUGAAGGUGGCAACAGGACAAGAACUCUCAGAUAAUGUUCUGGAUACCAUCUUCAAGAUUUUUGAUCUCGAUGGAGAUGACUGCCUCAGCCACAGCGAGUUUCUUGGAGUCCUGAGGAACCGAAUUCAUCGAGGUUUGAGGGUACCGCAACAGCAAGGCAUUCAAGGUUACUGGAAGUGUGUGAAAAGAGAAAGCAUUAAAGGCGCCAAAGAAGUGUGGAAGCAAACUGGGAAAAGUCCUUUUUGAAGCAGUCCGUUGUUCUUUUGUUAUAAGUGUUGUUAUUUAGGGGAGUUUGUCUGUCCUGUUUAUAUAACAGCUGGAUCAAAAAUACUCCUUUUUUAACCAUAGUUAAAGUUUAAUCAACCCAGACUCUAAUGCAAUAAUCUUAUUAUCCAGUUCCAGUGCAAUCAGUUUGGUUUACAGAACUAUUAUCACUUUUGACCUCCAUACGGAAGCACUCUUGUUCUAGGGAAUAAUGCCAUUUACUGCUCUGUGGACUCUGACCCUGCACUGUAGGGCACAGAAUACACAGGAUUUAAUAGUGACCCCAGGCAGGAACAUCACAGCAGUAGUAUCAUCUCCUGUUGAAGGAGUGAACGUCAUCUCAGUUAGCCACUAGCACAGCAGUUCUCCUUCUCUGGCAAGGGCAGAGGUCCAAAAGGCAAAAUCACUGGCACAACACGUUUUAAUUCAAGUUAUCCUGUAUGAAAAAGGAAAAUUCACGUGGUUCACUCUCUCAUUAUUGUGAUCUGUUCAUGUGCAGGUUCCUGGUGCCUGAUCCCACCAGAUCCUGUGUGGAUGUCUGGUUUGUCUACCUUCAUGAUGAUUAAUCAUGACAAUUAAACUGGAAAUACAAGACUGUUGAUUCAGGCUUUAAAAGUUGUACGUUGAUCAGUGAAUGUGCAUCGAACUCUCUCAGGCCUCUUCAACAAAUACUAAAAAUGAGAAGCAAAAAUCCUCAUUCUAUCAUAAGCAGUGGUAGCUACAAUUUGACUCAUAACUAUUUUACUCUAAUUAUAUUGUGGAAGAUGAACGUGUAACAAAUAGUUGCUUUAUCUUACUAAAGGUUGUGACAGGGAAUGCUGCAGUAUCUCAGGAAUUCAAGGUUAUAAUAAACAAGUGUUGGGGGAUGAGUCCAAUGAAAAAGUGAAUACAAGUGUUUAUUACUCCAAAUGCGAAGUUAGACCUAAGAUCUUAAACAGCAAAACAAGGAACAAAUCAGAACUAACAUUUAGCAAUUACAGAUGAACAUUUUUUAGCUGUAAUGUAAUGUGCAUCUCUGUGUACACAGGUGUGCACGUUACAUGUUUUGUUUUUCUUACAGUUUCAGGAGCCGAAAGUCCUAGCUCCAGAUCACUCUUCCUGGUUGGCUACUAUGUAUGGGAGAUAGACUUAUCUGUAAAGGUUCUUCCUCUUUCCACCUCUCAGUUGUCUGACUUGUCUUGGCUGGAGUGAGAGCUUAAUCUUCAAGACAGGUUUGUGAUAACAGAGAUAAUAGACUCAAAAGGUGAACUAGGGAAAUGUCUCACGAGAAACAACCAAGAAAUCUCACCAGUCAGUGAGGAAGUAUCCAUUCCUUUUUUGCAUAUGUUGUUCUCAAAGUUGUAAAUAAGCUCAACAGGAGGUGUUUUGUUGUGAUUUCUUUGGAUUUUGGUGGGGUGAGUCUUGAAAAAAGGGGAAACUUCUAUGAUAGAUAAGACAUCAGAGCAUGUCCCCUUGGAGGAGGGACAGGAGAGGAUGCACUGGGAUGCCAAAAAGAUCCCACCUAAGGUGUACUGAGAUUACAGAGAGUGUGUUUGGUGUGUUGGUAGCUGUCAGGCAGCUUUGUGCUGAGGAGAAGCCCUACAGCGUGAGCCUUGGCAUGGUGGUCUCCAAAGGAACGGAGCAAGAAGCCAGCAAAGCACCUCUUCCAUCCACGGCCUCAGCUUGGAGCUUUGAUUUAAAUAGUGUUAAGGGAAAAAUGCUUGUAUUCCUGUCAUCUUUGAACAUGAACCCACAACGAGAGCAUGCCUAUGGGGGCAUACUGAGACUGGCUAGAAGAUCAGGCACCAGUGACCACAAAGGAUCCCUUUUCCCCCAGGAAACAAUCCAAAUGAAAUAAACAAUUUAGAAGCGAUCCAAAUGCUACUGCUACACCUCAGCCUCCUCCUCUCAAACUGAACUCAUGCAGGAAAAUAUCAGAUGGCUGGUUUACUUUGUGUGUUUGGAAGCUGCUUGUUGCUUUUGAUGAUGGGAGCUAAGACUAAGAGGUAGCUAAUGGGAGCAAAGCUGGGGCAGGGGCACUGGCACCGCAGCACCGCAGCCAGCCUGUGCGUCACCAAAUAAUCAAAAAUAGCACACAACUGAGAAAGAACUUCAGAGCUCUGUGUGUGUAUGUGUGUUCCCCCAAAGUGUGCUUUGUGCCAGCUCUGACUUUAAUGUAAGGCUACCUUUUAUUUGUUGCUGUUGGUAUUUUGGCAAAUCGUUAUUACUUUGGAAUGGAGAUUAUUUGUCAACAUUUUAGUCUGUGUGAAGUUAAUAGGUUUAUGAUGUUUGUUACUGGUUUUGUGGUUUCCUUUGUUUACUAAUUACUUGCUUCUUAGAAGUUUUUUCUUUGGCUUUCUUUUGGAAAAAUCAACUCAUUUAGCUUUAGUGUAUCUAGAAGUUUAAUUCCUCAAUACUCAUUUGUGUCUAGGUUUGUGCAAUGAGCAGUAUGUGCUUUCAGCUGUUACUAAAAAUGGGAUUUCAAGUUUUAUUUUUUAUCAAAAGCUUUGGUGUCAAGUUCAGAGGAAAAAGAAAAGAGAUAUGCUUGUUGUUUAAAUUAAUUUGAUGUCUGUAGUUUUAAAAAAAAAAGAAAUUAAAAGAUUGAUUAAGAAUUAAAAUAGAUUUAUGAAUCAUUUUCAGAAGUUACCCCGAAAGUGCCGCCAGGAAGGAACUUCUUUGAAGGCCAAGGAUGACUUGUCCAUCAGGCUUGAAGAGGCCUGUGUUUAAUUUAUAGUUUAUUGUUAUUUGUCUUAACUAAAAUGCUUUAUAAAACAGUCUUAAAGGAA